CUCACUACACAUUCUCUGGCUGCUGCUCCAACCUGCAUGCAUAAUGCUUCAUAGCGGGUAUCCAUAAACGCCACACGAUUUAUAAAAUCCAGACAGGUGGCGAAGACGCAGGGAGUUUAACGUCAGUGUUUUACAGAUAUUUUGUCUUUUCAAAUUGAUUUUUAGUUUCGGCUACGAAGCACUCAAAAUCCCAAAUCUGCUGUAGUCACGUGAUACAAACAAAGCUGAAACUGGACCGGAGCCCUUUUUUCCUUUUGAUCAAACUCCCGACCUGGAAAAUUGCCUCAGACUGUGAACAUUUUGUCGGAAAAGGGCAAGUUGGGCUACAAUCUCUCCUUGUAGGGCGGCGGUGUUGUGAAGCAAUGUCUCGUGUUUGUAAGAAAAAGCCAUCUCUCUGCACGGAUGAGCCACUUGCUCAAACCGAAGUAUUUCAGAAGUUGACAUUACUGCGGCACAUGCUCUCCUCCUGCUGUGGCCCGUUUGGCAGGCUGAAACAAAUUCACAACAACGUGGGAGGACACGUUCUGACCACCUCUACCUCCGCGGUGUUGCUCAAAGCUCUCACCUUCUCUGAGCCACUGCUUAAACUGAUAGCAACAUUAAUUACUAACCACAUAUUGCGUUUCGGUGACUGCGGUUUGUUCACAGGCAUCUUUUGUAUUGGCCUCGUUGAAAACGCCCAGAGACUGAACCUCGGGGCUGCAGCGGCAAGCCGAGUAUACAAGCAGCUGUUAAAAGAAUCUAUACGUUAUCUUACUUCAGAUUGUUGUGGCUGCAAAGUUCAGGUGGACUUCAACAGUAUUCAGUCACUCAUGGCUCUAGCCCACAGUGUGAUCACAAGCAAAACAGCCUGUAUGCUGACCCCUGAUGAGGCUCAGCAUAUAAUUUCUCUCACUGUGCAGGCCUUCCUUCAGUCUGUUCCCUGUGAUUCAUCCGACAGAACUUGCUUUGGCAGGACAGUGACCGUGCCUUUAGAAGGUCAGCCAGUGAGAGACUCUGCAGUUUUCUCAGGACUGCUAGUGGAAGUACCUAUGCAGCAAUCAGAAGAGUUACAGAGGCUGAGGCCUGGUCCCUGUAAAAUUGUGUUAUUCAGCACAUCUCUGUCUGGUGAUUUCUCUGAAAUUGGAGAGGCAAAGUUGGAGAUCCACACAGGAGUGAAUCCAGAGGGGGCUCUUUUGGACCAGCUGCUGCAGCUUGGAGAGCAGGCAGUCAGGGAUGGUGUGGGUCUGUUUGCAUGUCAAAAAGUGAUUCACCCAGUCCUGCAGCAUUACUUGAGGGAACAUGGGCUGGUGGUAAUCGAGAGGCUUGGAGCUGCACUCAUGGAGCCUUUUGCCCAAAUGACGGGUGCCAUUAUGGUAGAAUCUCUCUACUCUCCAGUCCUGGACAAAGCAUAUGGACAGGUGGGAGGACUCUGUCUCCAUCGCAGAGGAUCUAAAGAGCUGCUCCAGCUCCUUCCUGUUGGAGAGCCAGCUGUGAGCACCAUGCUGCUCUGCCACAGAAAUGAAACCAUGUUAGAUGAGUUAAAGGUGACAUGUCAAAGGGCAGAGCACAUACUGAGACUAACUCUUAAGGAGCCUUAUGCACUAUUAGGAGGAGGCUGUACAGAGACACUGCUGUCUGCUUAUAUCAGAUAUAUGAGCCAGUCAAAGGCCAUUAAAGCAGCCACAGCUCUAAACUGCUCACAUUCUCAGUUCCUGCUUGGUGUAGAGGCAUUCUGCUGCUCUUUGCAGACUAUGGCAUUGUCUCUGAACCAUGGUGGCCAGCACUGUCUCAUGGACUUGACCCAUGCUCAUCACUGGGUCACAGCAGUGGACAUGGACUCCCAAACCAGUGCCUUGCUAUCUUGCAGCUGUGGCCUGGUGAAGGACAGGCCAGGUCUGGAGAAGACUUCUAUAAAUACAAAGUAUUGUUCCUUCUUUCCAGCACUUACUGAAAAAUCUGAUUGUCAACCCAGAUUGCUGGACUCAUUUACUGCCAAGCUUAGUGCGUUGAAUGUUGCAGUAGAGAUGGCCAGUCUUGUGCUGGAUGUGAAAUACACCAUCAAAGAUGUGAAUUGAGUUUAUAUUUAAACAUCUGUGACACAAUUAAAAUUAUUGAUUACAAUGAA
Messenger RNA from Colossoma macropomum (tambaqui), 2107 nucleotides. RefSeq names its product McKusick-Kaufman syndrome (gene mkks). The transcript has 4 exons. Gene Ontology annotation, biological process: chaperone-mediated protein complex assembly; intracellular transport; developmental process. Gene Ontology annotation, molecular function: ATP binding. Lineage: Eukaryota; Metazoa; Chordata; Actinopteri; Characiformes; Serrasalmidae. Gene Ontology annotation, cellular component: cytoplasm; kinociliary basal body; nucleus. The record is from RefSeq and is a predicted model, not a curated record. Bases 363 to 2057 code for a protein of 564 amino acids.